Rhopalosiphum maidis (corn leaf aphid) is the source of this 1451-nucleotide messenger RNA. Its product is annotated as proline-rich extensin-like protein EPR1. The coding region runs from base 238 to 1365 and encodes 375 amino acids. The record is from RefSeq and is a predicted model, not a curated record. NCBI's taxonomy places the organism in Eukaryota, Metazoa, Arthropoda, Insecta, Hemiptera, Aphididae. The transcript is spliced from 2 exons.
CGGCCACCGACCGAUUCAACACAUGCGUUUUUGUCACAAGACUUGAGUGAAAAUACAUCUGCAUACGCUCUCCAUUCCAUACAAACCGUACAUUGUGUCCGACUUCGACAUCGUCAUUUACGGGCAUUGUUUUGGACAGAACAUUGAUUUUUAUCGGUUGUACCGAAAACCAUUUUCGUCACAAGAUAGUGUAUCCAUACAUUUGCUCUAUACCACAAUAACCACAAGUGAAACAUCAUGAGCAGAUUAGGCCAAAUGUCGUUGGUGCUGUUGGCAGUGGCGGUGUGCCACGUUUACGGUCAAGUGCCGAGCAGCACGCCAUGUUCGCUGUCGUUCUACCGGUACCUGUUCAAUUUGCCCGGCGAGCAGAUCCGGCCAAACGUACCGGAAGGCACGUACAUGUUUGGCAAGCGGGUGGGUCCGCCCACACCGGAAGGCCAAGCAUCGGACGUCAAGCCGUCCGUGCUCCAAGCCCCUCAGUACCUUCCGCCGGUGCCGACCACCACGACCACCACCACGACCACCACACUGAGACCGUCCACGUCCGCGCCGAUCUACAUACCACCAGCGCCGCAAAACAAUUACUACCCGUCCGAGUCCAUCAACACGGUGUCGGUGUUGCAACCCGCCAAACCGACGUGCGACCACCCGGAACACCAACACGUCGUGGACACCGGACUUCUGCCGCCGUACCCGACAGCCAAGUUCCAGCCGCAGCCCACGUUCAAGCCGCAGCCCACGUUCCAGCCGCAGCCCACGUUCUUCGUGCCCCGUUUCGUUGCACCGCCCCAGCCCCAGGUCCCGGUGGCCAUCAGCGACAACGAGAUAUUCGCCGAGCAACGGAAACCCGUGACCGUGCACAGGUUCGCUGUGCCCACGCCGUCGCCGCAGUUCCUCCGGCCGUACACCGCACCGGCACCGUCCGCCGCACCGGCCGAGAACUGCGACAAGCACGUGCACGUGACCAGCACCACCACGACCACUACCACGACCACGCCCGAGCCCAGCACCGAGACAUUGGUGGAGACUCGCCAGAACGAGAUAUCCAUCGCCCCGGAAGCCAAACACCCGGCCGACUGCGGCCACAAGCAACACAACGUGGUCAUCGAGUCCGUGGGCGUGCCGUCCACCGACUACGGCGUGGUCUCCGCCCCGGCCCCGGCCCCGUCCGCCGGCUAUUCGUACGACCGACCCAGCGAGCCCCUGGCGUAUCCGUCCAACGGUUACAACUACCCGAAGGGGAGCCCGUCGUUCGAGUACCCGGGCGCGUUCUCGGCCCAGGCAACCGCUCUGUUCGAGUCCGAAUCGCCCAAGUCGUCAGCCGGCGGUACCGAAGACGGUGACCUGGUCAUCCUCAAGGUCUAGGACGUCCUAACCUUCCGCGUGUGGAACACAGAAAAAGAGAUCGAUAAAAAAAAAAAAAAAAAUGAAAAACAAAAAAUAUAUCGUAA